AUGGAGGGCCUCAACAAUGGCGACACCGCAUGGAUGGCAAUGUCCUGCGCGCUGGUGCUCUUCAUGACGCCGGGGCUCGCCUUCUUCUACGGAGGUUUAGUGCGUGACAGCAACAUCGUCAACACCAUGAUGAUGUCUAUCAUCUCGAUGGGACUCACGACCAUCACUUGGCUGAUCUUCGGCUUCAGCUGGUCCUUCGACGAGUGGGGCGCAGGUAAGGGCUUCACGUACGUGGGCUUCCGUCAUCUCCAAGACAAGGUCUGGCCCGACACCACCAUGCCAGGCCUGACCUUCGCAAUCUUUCAGAUGACCUUCGCCAUCAUUGCAGCAGCGAUCAUCUCGGGCGCGGUGGUGGAGCGCAUUCGGUUCUCGGCCUAUGCCAUGUUCAUCGUCGUCUGGGUCCUUGCGGUGUACGUGCCACUGUGCCACUGGAUCUGGGGCGGCGGCUGGAUCGCAGAGAUGGGCGCCAAGGACUUUGCUGGUGGGACGGUGGUCCACAUCAGCUCCGGCACUUCCGCCUUUGCACUUGCAUCGCUGCUGGGCGAGCGCAAGCACCGAGCAGAGUCCUUCCCCAGCAACCUGCCGUUCGUCAUCUUGGGCGGUGGCAUCCUGUGGCUUGGAUGGACCGGCUUCAACGGCGGAUCUGCCUUCGCCGCCAACGGAGACUGCGCCUUGGCCGUGGCAACGACGUACAUCGCGGCGGCUGCGGCAAUGAUCAUGUGGGUCACGGUGGAGCGAAUCCUGGACGGGGCCCCCACGUCCAUCGGUGCCAUGUCCGGCGCGGUGGCUGGACUUGUGAACAUCACUCCCUGUGCCGGCUUCGUGGAGCCCUUGGGUGCUCUGGGAGUUGGUGCAAUUGGCGCGCUCUGCUGCAUCUUCGCAGCUCGUGGCCUGAAGAAGCUGAACCUUGUGGAUGACUCGCUGGACUGCUUCAGCCUCCACGGCGUCGGAGGCUUCGCCGGCGCCAUCCUUGGCGGCUUCUUCGACACCGGGGAUGGCUUGAUCUACGGCAACGAUGGAAUGCUGCUGGUCAAGAACCUCGCCGGCGCCGCUUUUGGCGUGGUCUACUCCGCAGCGGUCACGGCGGUGAUCUUCUUCCUCAUGCGCCUCGUGAUGCGCAUGAGGGUCAGCGAGGAGCAGGAGCUGGAAGGUGUGGAUCUUCACUGCCACUCCGAGGUUGCCUACGGCAAGAACGAGAACUCGGGCAAGCCCAACGCCUUUGGCGAGCACUCCCAGCGUUUCAAGCCCGAGGAGGCACCGACGCUCCUGACAAGCUGUGAGAGCAUCCUGUCCUCGAGGCCCAAGUUUCUAGAUGCUGCACAGGACAGCAUCUUAGCCUGCUUCAUUGCAGUGCAUUGCAGUGCAGCGAAGACUGCAGCCACUUGGCCUCGAAGUAGCAUCGGCUUUUUCGAAGGGAUGGAGGGCCUCAACAAUGGCGACACCGCAUGGAUGGCAAUGUCCUGCGCGCUGGUGCUCUUCAUGACGCCGGGGCUCGCCUUCUUCUACGGAGGUUUAGUGCGUGACAGCAACAUCGUCAACACCAUGAUGAUGUCUAUCAUCUCGAUGGGACUCACGACCAUCACUUGGCUGAUCUUCGGCUUCAGCUGGUCCUUCGACGAGUGGGGCGCAGGUAAGGGCUUCACGUACGUGGGCUUCCGUCAUCUCCAAGACAAGGUCUGGCCCGACACCACCAUGCCAGGCCUGACCUUCGCAAUCUUUCAGAUGACCUUCGCUGCUUGGUGCGAUGUCGGGUGCACCGCAGCCAUCAUUGCAGCAGCGAUCAUCUCGGGCGCGGUGGUGGAGCGCAUUCGGUUCUCGGCCUAUGCCAUGUUCAUCGUCGUCUGGGUCCUUGCGGUGUACGUGCCACUGUGCCACUGGAUCUGGGGCGGCGGCUGGAUCGCAGAGAUGGGCGCCAAGGACUUUGCUGGUGGGACGGUGGUCCACAUCAGCUCCGGCACUUCCGCCUUUGCACUUGCAUCGCUGCUGGGCGAGCGCAAGCACCGAGCAGAGUCCUUCCCCAGCAACCUGCCGUUCGUCAUCUUGGGCGGUGGCAUCCUGUGGCUUGGAUGGACCGGCUUCAACGGCGGAUCUGCCUUCGCCGCCAACGGAGACUGCGCCUUGGCCGUGGCAACGACGUACAUCGCGGCGGCUGCGGCAAUGAUCAUGUGGGUCACGGUGGAGCGCAUCCUGGACGGGGCCCCCACGUCCAUCGGUGCCAUGUCCGGCGCGGUGGCUGGACUUGUGAACAUCACUCCCUGUGCCGGCUUCGUGGAGCCCUUGGGUGCUCUGGGAGUUGCUCGGAAGACAGAGGUUGGUGCAAUUGGCGCGCUCUGCUGCAUCUUCGCAGCUCGUGGCCUGAAGAAGCUGAACCUUGUGGAUGACUCGCUGGACUGCUUCAGCCUCCACGGCGUCGGAGGCUUCGCCGGCGCCAUCCUUGGCGGCUUCUUCGACACCGGGGAUGGCUUGAUCUACGGCAACGAUGGAAUGCUGCUGGUCAAGAACCUCGCCGGCGCCGCUUUUGGCGUGGUCUACUCCGCAGCGGUCACGGCGGUGAUCUUCUUCCUCAUGCGCCUCGUGAUGCGCAUGAGGGUCAGCGAGGAGCAGGAGCUGGAAGGUGUGGAUCUUCACUGCCACUCCGAGGUUGCCUACGGCAAGAACGAGAACUCGGGCAAGCCCAACGCCUUUGGCGAGCACUCCCAGCGUUUCAAGCCCGAGGAGGCACCGACGCUCCUGACAAGCACCGCAGCCGCAGCCGCCUCAGAGAAGCCCACUGCCACAGCGACAGAGGUUUGA
This is a messenger RNA of Symbiodinium natans, 2793 nucleotides long. NCBI's taxonomy places the organism in Eukaryota, Dinophyceae, Suessiales, Symbiodiniaceae. The record is from the annotation of a GenBank genome assembly.